CUUCUCUUCCAUUCUCAACUCAAACAAGUUUGAAAAACAGAGAGAGAUCAAGAGAGCUCUAAAUUAAUGGGGAGAUCUCCAUGCUGUGAUGAAGUAGGGGUGAAGAAGGGGCCAUGGACGCCAGAAGAAGAUGAGAAGCUUAUUGAAUAUAUAAAGAAGCAUGGACAUGGAAGUUGGCGACAUCUUCCUCGAAAUGCUGGUCUCAACCGCUGUGGAAAAAGUUGCAGACUCCGUUGGACUAAUUAUCUCCGCCCUGAUAUCAAGAGGGGAAAGUUCUCAGAGGAGGAAGAAGGGCUCAUCAUCCAACUCCACUCUAUGCUCGGCAACAAGUGGUCUUUGAUAUCUACCAAGCUACCAGGGAGGACAGAUAAUGAGAUUAAGAAUCACUGGAACACCCACCUCAAGAAGAAACUACUUUUAAUGGGCAUUGACCCAGUAACACAUCGUAGAAGAGCUGACUUAGGGUUCCUCGCCAACUUACCCAAUCUUCUUUCCUCCACCAAUCCCGGCUGCAGAAUCCCAAAUCCAUGGGACAGUGCCCUCCAGCUUCAAGCCGAAGCAGCAAACCUUGCACAAGUUCAGAUCUUGCAGGGUCUCCUUCAAGUCCUUAUUGCUUCUUCUUCUUCUUCUUCUUCUCCCAAUAAUUCAAACGUUUCUCCAAAUUUGAAUAUGAACAAUCUCAUGGGUUCAUCACUCACACCCCUUCAGAAUAUUGAGGCCUUACUUAAUGGCUCCUUUGGUCUUCCUCAUGGUUCGAUUCUAGCUGCAUCCACAGCUCAAAUGAAUCAUGAUUACCAAAUUCAUGAUCCUCUUCAGGAUCAUCCUGAGAUAAAGUAUAUUGAAAAACAUGAUUUAGAGUUCAGCACCCCUUCACUUGUUUCAGCUUCACCUGAAAACACAACUUCAGUUAGUCUAAAGCAAGAGCAUAUCCUUUCAAAUGAAGUUUCAGCAGCAAUUGAUCCAUGGGAUGCUCUAAACUUGAAUGAUCUUAAUGGGGCUGAUCUUGGCUGGAAAGAAAUACUUGAUCAAAUAUCAUGGUGAACGCUGUUGGGAGUAGAAGCAUUGGAGAAGGAAGAUGAAGGAGAAAUCUGUGAAUAGGAAAAUUCAAUUUAAUAAAUUUAAUUAGCCGCGAUACAAAAGACAUGAUUUUGUACAAAAUAAUGAGACAAUGAUAGAGAAGAUACAGACAGUUCUGUGAAUGAGUAGGCUGUACUAUUUACUAUUCCUCAAACAUUUAUUGUUAUUGUACUUCGUUUUUUUUUAUAUAUGGUUUUAUUUUUUAAAAAAUAUUUGA
This is a messenger RNA of Phalaenopsis equestris, 1294 nucleotides long. Its product is annotated as protein ODORANT1-like. The record is from RefSeq and is a predicted model, not a curated record. Bases 67 to 1041 code for a protein of 324 amino acids. The transcript is spliced from 3 exons. Lineage: Eukaryota; Viridiplantae; Streptophyta; Magnoliopsida; Asparagales; Orchidaceae.